Messenger RNA from Penicillium brevicompactum, 1188 nucleotides. RefSeq names its product putative translation elongation factor eEF-1 subunit gamma. Lineage: Eukaryota; Fungi; Ascomycota; Eurotiomycetes; Eurotiales; Aspergillaceae. The coding region runs from base 1 to 1188 and encodes 395 amino acids. Gene Ontology annotation, biological process: translational elongation. The transcript is spliced from 4 exons. Gene Ontology annotation, cellular component: cytoplasm; nucleus. Gene Ontology annotation, molecular function: translation elongation factor activity. The record is from RefSeq and is a predicted model, not a curated record.
AUGGCGUUCGGAAAGCUCUACGGUCAGCCCGAAAACGGUCGCACUCUUGCCAUCCUGGUCGCUGCUAAGCACAAUGACCUCGAGCUUGAGCUGGUGAACACCGUUCCCAACUCUGCGGCUGCCACCGCUGAGUACCUUAAGAUCAACCCCGCUGGCAAGGUCCCCGCCUUCGAGGGUGCCAACGGCUUCAACCUCUCCGAGGCCAUUGCCAUCGCUGUCUAUGUCACCUCCCAGAACGAGAAGACCACUCUCCUCGGCAAGACCAAGCAGGACUACGCUUCCAUCCUCCGCUGGUUGUCCUUCACCAACGCUGAGGUCCUCCCCAAGUUCGGUGCCUGGUACCGUCCCCUCCUCGGUCUCGAGCCCUACAACAAGAAGACCACCGACGAGGCCGCCAAGGCUGCCGUGAAGGCCGUCGCUCCUCUUGAGGCUCACCUCACCGCCAACACCUACCUUGUUGGUGAGCGUAUCACUCUGGCUGAUAUCUUCUCUGCCUCCCUCCUCACCCGCGCCUUCGCUACUGUCCUUGACAAGAAGUGGCGCCAGGAGAACCCCGCUACCACCCGUUGGUACACCACCAUUGUCAACCAGGAGGCCUUCAAGGCCGUCUUCCCCGAGCCCAAGUUCGCCGAGGAGGAGGAGAAGCCCAAGGCCGCCGCCGCCGCUGCCCCUGCCGCUCCCCCCGCUGAGGCCCCCAAGCCCAAGCACCCCCUCGAGGCUCUUGGCAAGCCCACUCUCAUCCUCGAUGACUGGAAGCGCAAGUUCUCCAACGAUGACCCCCGCACUGUCGCCAUGCCCUGGUUCUGGCAGGAGUUCAAGGCCGACGAGUACUCUCUCUGGAAGGUCAACUACAAGUACAACAACGAGCUCAAGCUCACCUUCAUGGCCAACAACCUGAUCGGUGGCUUCCAGGCCCGUCUUGAGGCUUCCCGCAAGUACCUCUUCGGUGCCCAGUCCGUCUACGGUGUCAACUACGACUGUGUCGUCUACGGUGCCUUCAUGGUCCGCGGCCAGGAGUGGGAGCCCGCCUUCCAGGUCGGCCCCGACUGGGAGGGAUACGAGUUCGUCAAGCUCGACCCCUCCAACGAGGCUGACCGCAAGCUCGUCGAGGACAUGUGGUGCCAGGACGUCCCCGUCACCGUUGGUGACAAGGUCCAGGAGUGGACCGACGGCCACGUCUUCAAAUAA